AGAUGUGUUUCCGGUGUGACACCAAACCUCAAUCUGGUCAGCCAUUUUUUGUAUGUAUCUGCUGUGACGUACGAAAGUUAUCGGAAUUUUUACGCGCUGCCUGGCCAUGUCUGACGAACGGGAACGCGGAGUGGUGGUACCACGCAACUUCCGUCUGCUAGAAGAGUUGGAGCAAGGCCAGAAAGGUGUUAGCGAUGGCACCAUUAGCUGGGGCCUUGAGGACGACUGCGACAUGACGCUGACUCACUGGACUGGCAUGAUCAUUGGCCCACCAAGGACUCCGUAUGAGAACCGGAUCUACAGCCUGCGUGUGGAGUGUGGAUCCCAGUACCCGGAUGAACCCCCUUGUGUCAAGUUCAUUUCCAAGAUCAAGAUGGUUGGCAUCAGUGAGAGCAAUGGUGGUGUGGAGAAGCGCAGCCUGAGUGUGCUCAACCGCUGGCAGAGGAACUACUCUAUUAAGACGGUGCUGCAGGAGUUGAGGCGUGCCAUGACCCUCAAGGAGAACCAGAGGAUGGCUCAGCCACCUGAAGGAUCCACUUUUUAAUAAGUGGUGCUCUCCCCUUCUGUACUGGGCUGCUGCUGCCACCACUACCACCACCGCUCUUCUCUGUGUCUCAUUUUGGCCUUCUUUUCUUGCGUUCAAUUUUUUGAGAGCCAUGGCAGUCUUCUCUCCUUAAUUUUUGUAUAUGAUGCAGCUCGUCUCUCAAACUUUCUCCCUCAAUCCUCUUCUGCUUGUAGAGCGCAGGCAUACUGUUAGGGGAGGAGAUAGCUACACCUGUGGCCGCUGCUAAAAAUUUUGUUAAUUUCUCCCAAAUAUCAGCUCUUGAGUAUAUUACAUGCAGAGCUUUCUUUAUCUUUUGUGUAAUUCUUUGCAUACAGGCCCAUUUUUCCUCUUUUGGCUUAGGGAGCUAGUGGCACUCGAAAUUCUUUUUUAAUCUCACCUUUAAAGCAAAUAUGACAAGCAUUGCCCUUUCCUACAUUAGCAGAACAGCCUUAGACCAUAUGGAAUUAGAGGAGUGUACUGCAGUGUUUGCAAUAAAGACCAGUCCAGUUUUUUAACUGUCAAGCUGAAAUAUGCAGGAAAGUAAAUAAAAAAACAGGCCAUUUUAAAGUGCUGAAAAUUUUUCUGUAUACAUUUUGCACUGAUUCUUCUUUGGUUUGAGGCUGGCCAUGAACAUGCCUUGUACCAUCGGCUGAUGCCCUUCCUUCCCUCAAGCAUGAAGUGGGUAGGAAAUGGUAGUGGAACACUAAUGCUCACCUGGGAAAUCUACAAAAUGUUGGAUAUCUUGGCCUUGAGCUCUGCUGAAUGAAACAAUCUUAAUGUUUGAUAAAGAAAGCCUUCUGACCAGUCUUUUGCUACAUUGCUUUAUUCUCUGCGCCAGCCUGGCAGGCUGUUUCGUGCAUCUGCAGGAUGUGUGUUCGGAACUGCUGCUCUGCGCACAUGCACAUGUUAAAAGAGUUGCAGUGAAGGUAGUGUCCACAUGGCGUGCCUUGAGUCGUGUGCCAGUUGUGGCCAUAAGUAUAUGUUUGUCCCCAGCAUUCACCAAGUGGUGAAUUGGCUUGGUUGGGGUGAGCCCUUUACGCUGACUUUGACACACAUUGUAGACAUAGUAACUUUCCAGUGAAUGAUGUUCGAUUGUCCUUUCGAUGAAUAAUUUAUUUUCACUAAAUGAGUUCUGCAGAAGUCAAUGAGGUGGAGGUAGCUUAAAGAAAAAUAAUCUUGCCACCUGACUGUUGUAGAGUGUUACAAAAGGAACCAGAAUAACUUCUUGAAAAGCAAACCAUUGAUAAAAGUCAGCCUGGAUUGGGAAUCAUGCCUGGAGCCACCACCAUAUCGGAGCAGCUCCUUCACUUUUCAGAUUCUGUAGAACUCAUUUGGUUGAUAUAUCACUACGUUCUUCCAGUUGUCAAUUGAUCUGGUUUAGCACUACCUUCUGGUUAGCUCAGUCGGUAGAGUGACUGCACCACCCCUGUGGUGGCCCUGGGUUUGAUUCCCAAAGCGGGAGAAACUUUUUAACUGUGAGAUUUGCUUCUUAAGAAACGGAGCUGGUUUCAUUGUGUAGCACUCUACUGCAGUCAAGUGGAAGGUAAUUUAUUUUUGGGACUACUACACAUGGCACUAACUAAACUUAAUUUUAGUGCAAUGUGACAUAUUAUUCUCUCCUUUUACUUUUCAGGCCUGCUGUGAGCGUUGUAGAUUUUGUUAAUUUGUUUAGAUGCAGUGCACACUGUAUCAAAAUAUCUUUGUUUCGUAGCUGCCAAGAAAACCUGGAAUGAAAGCUAGUUAUAUUUUCUCUGGGUAUUGCCGACAGUCAUGUGUAAGUAUGAUAGGUGCAUAUGUAAUGUACUUUUUUUGUGGGUGUAUUAAAGGGUCUCUGCCACACCUUUUCUCCAAAACUAAAGAGGCUGUUAUUGUGAUGCUUUUCAAUAAACAAAUUCCGAGAAAAAUUUUUAAGUACCUAAUAUUAAUGAUACACAGAGCACAAUGUUUCUCUUCUCACUUCCCCUCAAUGCACCCAUAAAUGGUAAAAAAACUUGGCCCUGCCUACGUUUUUUUAUGUUGCGCUGUAUUUUUAUAACUAAAAAAAAAAAACGCGGCUUUUCGCCGUCAACGGACCCUCCCUCCAGCCACUGGUGGGGCCGUCGCUUAUUGACGCGUUUUGGCAUAGUCACGAUGACGCGGCAAUGCCAUUGGCUGGAGGGGGGGGUCUCUUGACGGCGGAAAGCUGUUGUUUUUGCUUAGUUGUAUUGAAGCAUUGUUGCCAUUCAAGCUUAGUGUCUGAGAUAAGUACUAGAGUGCGACAAAAGGAGUAAACACCAUCGUCGGGGCUUGUCUAUAACCAGUAUAGCUUCACACUUUAUAGAAAAUUGGGGAAGUGUGUAUCACGUGUGGACUCGGGAGCAACUCCUGAUGAGAACAUUUGCCCAGUGGUUGGCACCUAUGGUUUGUCACAUUUCUAUGACGUCGUAUGUGGAGCAUAAUAGACCAUGACCUUGGAAAGUGCAAGAGUGUGAGAGAGAUCUUUUAUACACGAUUGUGGGCUCCCUACUACAUGCAUUGAAUGAAUGAUUUGCAUAGUAAAUGUAACGUUGCCUUCAGAUCACACAAGGUUUUGUCUGUGAAAUGUUUCAAUGCCCUUUAGGUUUGAGAGCAAGAAAUACCUGUGAAGUUUGUGUACUCUAAGGGAGUGACAUAAUAUAGUGUUCUUGAUUGCUUCAAAGCUUUGUUGCUUUAAGUCGUAAAUAUUUUUUUAAAACAAAGGUUGUUUCAGUCUCUUGUUAACAAACAGUAAUCAGAAUAAUAUAGAUGUGUAUAUUCUUUGUCAUGUCCAGUUUUUUAUAACUAGUUCUUGCUUUAAUUAUUUUAAGUGAGCCUCACUUUGGGUUUCAUAAAAAAACUGCAUAUAUUUGCGUAUUUUCUAUUGUGAUAAGGCCACAUAUUAAAAACUUUUGUGAUAACUUGUGUAUGAAGCAACAAGAAGGCAUUCAUAGCCCUAAACAUGACUUUUCGUACAAUAUCAGUAGAUUUGGAUGUCUGAACAAAUGCAGUGCAUGUACAGAAACUGAGAUCAUUCAGGGAACUUCUUGCGGCUCUCAGGAAUGGCUGGUUUCAAAAAUUUAAUGAAGCACUUCAUAGAUAUGGAUUCCAUGUUUUUGCAAUAUCUUUUAAAUUGGAUGUGUCUGAUUAUAAAGAUUUGUGCUGGUGCAGCAUGGCUGUGUUGGGUAUACUGGAUGAUAUGUACCAUUUUGUGCCUAGCUAUGAUUUUCCUUUGCACUCAAGUGCAAUAGUGCCACACGUGCUGUAAAGGGACUGACAACUGCUUUUUAGGACCCUCUCUCCCAUCCUCCUUUUUUUUUCUGAGCUUAUCGAAAUCUUCAAUCACUCUGUGUUGCUGUGCUUAACUUCUAGUAGCACAGUCAACCUUUCUCACAGUGCAUGCACUCUUCCCCUGUUGGAAAAGUGGCAAAACGCUGUGGUAGGGUCUCUGAUCUUGGAGAUUUUUGUUCUGGCUGGCAGCUUGUACCGGAUUACUCCAUGAUGCUCUGCCAACCGACAAUACUGUCAGAGGGCAGCACAGAAGAUGGAAAAAGGCGAAAUGAUGGUGGUGGAAUGCCAGAAAAAAUGAGUACCUGGAAAAGUGGAAAUUUCAUAGUAAUUUUAGUUCAAUCAGUAUAGCCCUGCAAUAGCUUGCUCACUAAUGGCUAAACAGGCACAGGGUACAUAUCUUUCUCAAACGAAAGAUUUUUGUAUGACCAUUAAAGGCACCCAACUGUAAAUGAACUUCUUGGGUUCCUUGAAACCUAGUGCAAAAGCACAGCAUAUUAUUUCUACCAGCAUUGCUCAGAAAGCUGAAAAUAGCUGCACAGAGUUUGUAUUUUCAUAGCGAGACCUAUGGCUGCAAGUUUUAUUUAGGAUUUUGCAGAACUCGUAAAUUCAUCUACCAACCUGUGUAAUGUGUGAAUUAUGUAGUAUAUGAAUUAUUCACUCUGUGCGGAGUGUCAAUUUGUUUAAUUUAAUCUAAACCUGAGAUUUGAAAGUUCCCUAAAAUGUGAAGCAGUUAUAAUUUAUUUUUGUAGUGUAGAGUCCUCUCAGCUUUUUGGCAUUAUGUUCAAAAAGUUAAGGUCCUUGGGCAUUUGAAAAUAUGUAGUUUGUGUUUGACUGGAACUGUUAAAAAUGAAGUUGACCUCUAACAGCAUGUGUGCAUGUGCACACACAUGCACAUAAAAAUAAGUCAGAAUUGUUGAGUGACGAGAAAGCCGCAGUGUGUGGCAAGACUGAGUAAUUUUAGGUUUGAAAUGAAGUUUGGCAUGCUCAUAUUUUGAGUCUUACUCUGUUCAUCUUUCCCACUGAAAUUUGGUUGAUGGGCUGUUUGGUUUAUAACUUAUAACUAUCACAACAAAUGUUACCGAUUGAUGUAGCCUGAAAGGACCACAAUAGCCUUGUGGUGUGUCUUUAUUUUCCAUAAAUGUCAUAAGCGUUCCAGCACUGUUUUCAAAGCGGGUGUUCACUGAACAUCCAUGCAAAAAUGAGAGUUUGUGGAAAAUAGAUCAUGUGGGAAACUUCAUAAAAAUGAAGUAUUAAAAGCUGCUGAAUUAUUAAAGGCUGAAGUAUUAAAGGAAGAAGAAGAAGAAGAAAUGGAAGUUCUCUUGACCACAAAAGCACAUUAAUUCAAAGGUCAUUUUGUAGGUAAGCUGUAAGAGUGUGGUUUUCCACAUCUUAGUCGCAUGAUGUGGAUAGAUGUGAAGUUUUAAUUCUCUCAAUUGUGCCUGUUUUCACAGUAUUAAGCAUGACCUUUUUUGCCUGUAUUAAGCUUUCAAAUUUUCUUCAGUUGUUGGUCCCUUUAAGUGGUGGUGUUGCUAUUAGACUAACAAAAACAGGAAAAACGCUGAAAUAAAGCUGAUCGUGCAAAUUAAAGCACAAUCAACUUAUUGGUACUUGGAGAAUCCUCUUUAAAAAGGACUGCUAUCAAAGGAUUUUUUAGAACUGUCACUGGCCAGGUGUGUGCAUUUCUAUAUCCUGCCGGAUAGGUUAUAUUGCCAGCUGCUAGGAUUUAUUUGGAAGCCAAUAUAAAAACCUGUCUGUUUCUUAGCUCGCCUUUUCUUGAUGUUUUCAGUUAACUCACAAAUUUGGUUGGACAUGGUAGUGUAAGAUCUUGUACACAUACACGCUCUGUCCUGCUGGGUUUGUGCAGUUGUUUUAUUCAGGCCAUGAAUGAUUGUGUUUGAAAAAACAAAGGAGUGGCAUUGUGAAGCUGGAUAACACAGUUACCUCUGCUCAUUCUGCUGUGUGCUGUAGGUGUAGAAAGUUUCGCUGCACAUUGCCAUUAUUAUGGUGAACAGCGGUUUGUUUGGCAAAGCGUUUUUUCAAGAUGUGCUGGUACUUAUGCAGUCUGUGCUGUACAAAAAUGCUCGCAAGAGUGACUGACUUGUCAUUUAGUUAUGUAAUAAAAUCACUUCUCAUUAAAA
Rhipicephalus microplus (southern cattle tick) is the source of this 5967-nucleotide messenger RNA. RefSeq names its product Ubiquitin-conjugating enzyme variant 1A (gene Uev1A). Lineage: Eukaryota; Metazoa; Arthropoda; Arachnida; Ixodida; Ixodidae. The record is from RefSeq and is a predicted model, not a curated record.